AAUCGGAACGCAGGACCGCAGCUCCAGUUACACUGCGCAUGCGUCGUACCACCCUUAUGUCCUAACCUCCUCCCAUAGGCCUUGGAUCAAUGGCGCUAACUCUCCUGCCGUUUAUCAGGUUUAUCAGCGCUGUUUUAGGUAAAAAAUGUCGGAAAACUUGGUGUUUUAUUCAGAAACAAAGUCCAUCAUGGAGGCAGCCGUUAAGACCGCUGUUGAUGUCGGGAAUUCAAACAAAAAAACAACAACGAAGGAGCCAAAUAUGAGCCGAGAGACAGAUUUUGACAACAUUGUGGAGAUGUUGGCACGGGAGGCGACGAGAAAGAUCAACGCCGUUUUCUCCCAACUGUCCUCAAUGCUGCACAACGAAAACCAGACCCUGAAGGCCAGAGUGGGGCAGCUGGAGAGCGACCUGAAAACUACGACUGAAAACUUUGAAAAUGCCAGAAAGUGGAGAGAAAAUGUCCUGAACGGCUGCCCGGUGCUGUUUGAGCAGAGCGGCUUGAUCUUCACCUUGAAGCCUUUUGGGAAAUUAAAAGUAAAGACGGAGGGAGUCACAGAAACAGCGCCUGCUGCUGGGAUGGAGAGAGGACAUGAUUCUGAUGAUGGAGAAGCAAUGCAGGAGGUGGAUCCUGAAGCUGAGUCCUCACCGGUCGGUAGACAAGACACCGCAGAGGAAUGUAACACAACAAUCACGGCAGAAUCCAAAAGCGCAGACAGCCAAAACACAAAGGAAGCAGAAGUCAGGAAGAAAGCAAAGUUGUUUGUAUGUGAUGUCUGUAACAAGAGCUUCAACCGGCAGUUUCAUCUGACGAAGCACAUGAACACUCACAGAGAGCAGAGGCCUUUCGCCUGCGACCAGUGCCCGAGAAAAUUCAGGAAUACGGCGACUUUUGAGUACCACCUGCUGCGGCACGAGGAGAGGAAGUACACUACCUUCACGUGCCAGCUCUGUGAGAAGACGUUCAAAAACAAAAUGUACCUGAAGACUCACCAGCUGGUGCACACAGACACGAGGCCGUUCACCUGCUCCACCUGCGGGAAGGCCUUCAAAUCUAAACAAACCCUGCUGGCUCACCAGAUCGUACACACCGUUGAAAAGUCGCACAAAUGCUCGGAGUGCGGGGAGAGUUUCAGGUACGCGAUCACACUGCAGAGCCAUAAAAGCAUCCACACUGGUGAACAGCCUUACAAGUGCACGGUGUGCGGCAAAGCUUUUGUAAAGAGGAGGUCGCUCAGGACGCACCAGUCGGUCCACAGAGGGAAAAUCUAUACAUGUGAGACGUGCGGAGCGGGCUUCACCCUGCAGCACAACCUGAAGAGACACAUUCGUAUUCACACAGGUGAAAAACCCUUCAAAUGUAACGUCUGCGGGAAGAGUUUCAUUCAGGACAACAAGCUGAAAUCUCACAUGCUUCUUCACGGCGCCUCCAAGUCCUUCAUGUGUGACCUGUGUGGAAAGACUUUUCUGUACAACUGCCAGCUGCAGAAACACCAGAGAGUAACUCAUGAUGAAAGAGACGGGCAGGUCAUCGGACGACGGACUCGAGAGCGAGGUAACCGCAGAGUCAUCUGCCGACGGGACAGAACGACGGUAGACGUGACGCCGUUCAGCUGCAAGAGCUGCCGCAAGGGCUUCGACACCGCCAGUUCCCUGAGAAGACACGAGCUCAUUCACGCAGCUCAGAUGCAAUACAACUGCGACACAUGCGGGAAGUCUUUUUUCUACAAGGCGACGUACGACUACCAUCAACGGAUCCACUCGGGAGAGCGUCCGUUCGGUUGUGACGUGUGCGGGAAGACGUUCAUCAUCCCUCAGGCUCUCAAGUCCCACAAGCUGCUGCACACUGGGGAGAAACCACAUACAUGCCAGCAGUGCGGCAAGGCCUUCAGGAUCUACACUAACUACCUCCGACACCUACGGGUGCACACAGGGGAGAAGCCCUACGAGUGUGAAGUUUGUGGAGUGAGGUUCAGGCAGCUCGGACACGUGAAGUUUCACAUGCAGGUCCACACGGGAGAGAGACCGUACUCCUGCAGCAGCUGUGGACUUGGAUUCUCUGACUCAAGGCUGCUCAAGAAACACAACUGUGCUGAAAAAUACCAGAAAAUAUUGGGGAACGCAGUCACUACAUCCUGAAACUGAGCACCUGGUGACAAUCACGACAAUGCAGCAGUGAUUUAUUUUGUAUUCUUACCUGUGGUAGAUCUUACAUUGUUAUUUCCUGACAGGACAAAACACACAGUCCUGAAAUGUAUUGGGUAUAUAUAGAUAUAUAUAUAUCUAUAUAUAUAAUAAUCACACUAUUAAUGGUCGAGCCAUAUUGAUCAUAACUGUUGGCUACAGAUGUAUGUAGUGUUGCAGUUCCUACUUUGGCCGCUGGGGGGCAGUGAACACACAUUUAUGAAGUCUUGCAUCAAGUCAGACACAUUGCAAUACUACCACUUCCUGUUGAAUAUUCAAAAAUAAAACAAGAAAUUGCAUACUU
Sebastes umbrosus (honeycomb rockfish) is the source of this 2486-nucleotide messenger RNA. Its product is annotated as zinc finger protein 708-like. The record is from RefSeq and is a predicted model, not a curated record. The transcript has 4 exons. Bases 146 to 2137 code for a protein of 663 amino acids. Gene Ontology annotation, biological process: negative regulation of transcription by RNA polymerase II; regulation of immune system process; regulation of cytokine production. Lineage: Eukaryota; Metazoa; Chordata; Actinopteri; Perciformes; Sebastidae.